CACCGGGAGCCCUGACUCUAUGGCCCCGGGGGAGCGCGCGGGAGCCACCGCGCCGCCCACCACGAGCCGAAACCCGAACGCCAGCCGGAGGAAGGGGGGAGUCCCGGGCGCCGCCGGCCGCGACCCAGGGGCCCGGCCGCGACCCCCGCCCCCGCUUCAGGCAAUGGCAGGCAGGUAGCUGGCUUGCGCGAGGACCCCCGAGGCGGGCUGGACCCGCGGAGGACCGCGGAACCCAGAGAGAGGGAGGAGAGGAGCAGCCCGCCCGCCCCCGGCCGCAGCCUCACCAGGGCCCUCCCCCGGCGGCGCGCACCCGCGCGCGCGCACACACUCGCUCAGUAUCUCGGUUCCUGCCCAGCCUCGCCUGCCCCCCACGAGCGCCGAACCCCCUGGGGCUGGAUGCAAUGGGUAACAACUUCUCCAGUAUCCCCUCUCUGCCCCGAGGAAACCCAAGCCGGUCGCCGCGGGGCCACCCCCAAAACCUCAAAGACUCUAUUGGGGGUCCCUUCCCUGUCACCUCUCACCGAUGCCACCACAAGCAGAAGCACUGCCCACCAGUGCUGCCAGGUGGGGUGCUCCUGGCCACGCCGCUGCUCUUCCAUCCACACACCAAGGGCUCCCAGAUCCUCAUGGACCUCAGCCACAAGGCCGUCAAGAGGCAGGCCAGCUUCUGCAAUGCCAUCACCUUCAGUAACCGCCCGGUCCUCAUCUACGAGCAAGUUAGGCUGAAGAUCACCAAGAAGCAGUGCUGUUGGAGUGGGGCGCUGCGCCUGGGCUUCACGAGCAAGGACCCCUCCCGCAUCCACCCUGACUCGCUGCCCAAGUACGCCUGCCCUGACCUGGUCUCCCAGAGCGGCUUCUGGGCCAAGGCGCUGCCCGAGGAAUUUGCCAGCGAGGGCAACAUCAUCGCCUUCUGGGUGGACAAGAAGGGCCGUGUGUUUUACCGCAUCAACGACUCGGCCGCCAUGCUCUUCCUCAACGGGGUCCGCACAGCCGACCCACUCUGGGCCCUGGUGGACGUCUACGGCCUCACGCGGGGCGUCCAGCUGCUUGACAGCGAGCUGGUGCUGCCAGACUGCCUGCGGCCGCGCUCCUUCACCGCCCUGCGGAGGCCGUCGCUGCGGCGCGAGGCGGACGACGCGCGCCUCUCCGUGAGCCUGUGCGACCUCAACGUGCCCGCGGGGGAAGGCGACGAGGUCACGCCGGCCGCCGGCUGCCCCAUCCCGCAGAACUCGCUCAACUCGCAGCACAGCCGCGCGCUCCCCGCGCAGCUCGACGGCGACCUGCGCUUCCACCCGCUGCGCGCCGGCGCGCACGUCCGGAUUCUGGACGAGCAGACGGUGGCGCGCCUGGAGCACGGGCGCGACGACCGCGCCCUCGUCUUCACCAGCCGGCCCGUGCGCGUGGCCGAGACCAUCUUCGUGAAGGUCACGCGCGCCAGCGGCGCGCGGCCCGGCGCGCUCUCCUUCGGGGUCACCACGUGCGACCCGGGCACGCUGAGGCCGGCCGACCUGCCCUUCAGCACCGAGGCCCUGGUGGACCGCAAGGAGUUCUGGGCCGUGUGCCGCGUGCCGGGGCCCCUGCACAGUGGCGACAUUCUGGGCCUGGUGGUCAACACCGACGGCGAGCUGCACCUGAGCCACAACGGCGCCGCUGCGGGCAUGCAGCUGUGCGUGGACGCCUCGCAGCCGCUCUGGAUGCUCUUCGGUCUGCAUGGAGCCAUCACGCAGAUCCGCCUCCUCGGCUCCACCAUCCUGGCAGAGCGGGGUGUCCCGUCUCUCCCCUGCUCUCCUGCCUCCACGCCAGCCUCGCCCAGUGCCCUGGGCAGCCGCCUCUCUGACCCCUCGCUCAGCACCUGCAGCUCUGGACCUCUGGGGAGCUCUGCUGGCGGGACAGCUCCCAACUCACCGGUGAGCCUGCCCGAGUCACCAGUGACCCCAGGCACGAGCCAGUGGAGUGACGAGUGCACCAUUUGCUAUGAGCACGCAGUGGACACGGUCAUCUACACAUGUGGCCAUAUGUGCCUCUGCUAUGCCUGCGGUCUGCGCCUCAAGAAGUCUCUGCACGCCUGCUGCCCCAUCUGCCGCCGCCCCAUCAAGGACAUCAUCAAGACCUACCGGAGCUCCUAGCCCCAUGCGGUGCCCUAGCCCUCAUGCCCACCUCCUUGGACUUCUGCCCAGCUCCAGCCGAGGGGCAAGCCAACGGGCCCCUUCUCUUCAUCCUCAUUUUGGAAAUUCUUUACCCUUCUCCAUUAAACAUGGGAAACUGCGGCCCCUGAAGGUUUGGGGAGAACAGGGGUAUCAUGCAGGGUGGUCCGGGGGCAGAAGCAAUCGCCUGGCAGGGGGAGGGAGAGGCUACACUCUGUCUGCCCUUCUCUGCGCCGAGCCCUUCCUUUCAUGCCGAGGGACCAGAUCGGGGUCUCAGCCUGUCCUCAUCCUUCCCCAUCUGGGACCGACUUCUAGGAGGUCCCUCCAGCCCAUGUGGCACCUUUGUGAGAACUGGAAAGCGUGCCCCUUCUUCUGGGCAGAUGUGGCCCUGCGCCAGGGCAUGCGGCUUGGCUGGUGGAGUGUGGACUGAACAUCAGCCUCCACUUGCUCCCUCAGCCGACUGCCCUUGAGCAGGGCACAGCCUGCUUGCCAGCAGCCCUGGGCAGGGAGCCCCUGAGCUGCUGCCUUACUCUGCCCUGUACCCACCUUCUUCCUCUCUCCCCUGCCCCUUGGGCCUGGCAGGCAGGGGAAAGACGACCAGUGGAUACCUCUCACCCAGACAGGCUGCAGCCUUCAUGCCAUGCCCCCCUCUCCCCCAGGAUGGGUGGACUUACAGGCUGCAGAAGGCGGCAGGUUCUGAGUCCCUGGCCCCUCGCCCUGGCAGAGAUGCGCAGGAUCCUCCUUGGUCAUAGCCUUUCUGCCCCCAUCAUCUCGCCCCUUGGUGUGGCUGGAGAGCAGGGUCUGCCUUCUGUCAGGGUCUCUAGGAACAGGUUUGUGUCUACUGUCUGUGACCUGUCCUACAUCUCAGUGCUGUCCUGGGCCUGGCUGAUGCUCCGAGAUGCUGUAACGUCCCUAGGCGAGGCCGAGGCCAAGGCCCUGGGUCGGGGGCAGGGAGGUUUCCUGGAAUAAGACCAGCCCUUUUCUUUAUUUUAAUUAAUUUAUUUAUUUGGUUUGUGGGUUUCUUU
Molecule: messenger RNA, 3169 nt
Organism: Molossus molossus (Pallas's mastiff bat)
Lineage: Eukaryota; Metazoa; Chordata; Mammalia; Chiroptera; Molossidae
Gene: NEURL1
Product: neuralized E3 ubiquitin protein ligase 1
Exons: 6
Coding region: 402-2126 (574 amino acids)
Biological process (GO): negative regulation of Notch signaling pathway; nervous system development
Cellular component (GO): postsynaptic density; plasma membrane
Molecular function (GO): ubiquitin protein ligase activity
Source: RefSeq, a predicted model, not a curated record